Sebastes umbrosus (honeycomb rockfish) is the source of this 6269-nucleotide messenger RNA. RefSeq names its product Rho guanine nucleotide exchange factor (GEF) 5 (gene arhgef5). NCBI's taxonomy places the organism in Eukaryota, Metazoa, Chordata, Actinopteri, Perciformes, Sebastidae. Gene Ontology annotation, molecular function: protein binding; guanyl-nucleotide exchange factor activity. Gene Ontology annotation, cellular component: nucleus; cytoplasm. Bases 455 to 5656 code for a protein of 1733 amino acids. The transcript is spliced from 15 exons. The record is from RefSeq and is a predicted model, not a curated record. Gene Ontology annotation, biological process: activation of GTPase activity; intracellular signal transduction.
GGGGCCCACACAGGCGACCACGUCGACAGUAGAGGGGACUGAAGUAGUGGACAGACUUUUGCUUGAUUUAUUAGAGAUCUGCCUGCUCAGCAGCAGCCACUGGGAGGACAAGACAGAGAGGAGGAGGAGGAGGAGGGGAAAGAUAAGUGUCAAUCUGUUGAAACUUGUUUGGGAAUUUGAGGAAGGAGGGGAGAGACAGAGAGAGAAGCAGCAAGAGGGAAAAGUAAGGAGAGCUCUGGCGUAAACAUUAAGUGUUUCACAAGAGUUAAACUAUUGAGAGGAAAUGGGCAGAUUUAUCUGAAAACGGAGAACAUUUGUCAGCCAGAUGAUGUGAAUACAGGGAAUUAAUUCUUGUGUGUUGUGCAAUCUCAUGUGUUUGAGCUGAGUUGGACCCAGGGGGGAGACCACAUAUCUCCCCAGGAUAAAACACUCAGGUUCUCCAAAUUAUGAUACAAUGGGGACCAAAAGACCCAGCUGCACCGUCUUUGACACUUCAUCUAACAUAAACACAUCUGACCGCAAGCUUCAGCCAGGUGGAAAAAUCUCCCGGGAACCAAGUCCCAGGCCAGCGAUGACCGCCCAGUCGGAGCGAGAGAGAGACAGCAACCGAGAGGAAGACUGUAGGAGGGAGAGAGAAACGGAGAAAAUGAGAGACAAACCGAGAUACAAAGAUGUGGACCCACGGGAUAAAUACUACGAAAGAGACAGAGACAGAGCUCCUGCACCCCGGCCGAGAGAGGGAGAAAGAGAGUGGAGGGAGAGAGAGAGGAGGCAAGAAGGUGACAGAAGCAGAAACGGGAGGCCGGUGUCACAUCUAGAGCAGACUGUGAGAGGGGUGGAGAGGGGGAUGAAGAAAGGCGACACAUUUCCCCGAAUGAGCAAAAACAGCGCAGAUCGUGGCAAGAGAAUGGCGACCACCACCAAGGUGGAUGAAGAGAGAGCGGAGAGGAGGCACAGAGAUAGGCCGAAAAGAGUAGACCAAGACGACUGGGAGAGAGAAAGAGAGAGGGCACAGCAGAGAGAGAGGUACAGAGAGGGGGGAAGAGAUGAUGUCCGAAGCAGGGGAAAGGAAGAAGGAAAACGACCUGUAGAAGAUGAGAAAUCCCGAAAGAGGGAAAGAUAUCAGGGGGCUGAUGUUGGUUUUCAAGACAGGAGAAGAGAAGUGGGUGAUCCGCGUGACAAAAGAGAGAGGGAUGCAGCUAGAAAAAGAGAAAAGCCGAGGCCUUACGUGGGAGAGAGGGAGGCCAAGGUGCCUUCUCCGCACAGAAGAAGAUACGUCGACCCGGAUAGGAAAGAGAGGGAAAAGGCGCAAAGGGGGGAGGGAAGGAGGGACACCAGGAGUGAAGGAGACAGCGACGACAGAGAGCAGAAGAGGGAAAGAGUGAGGGACAAGGAGAUUCAAGAGUUGACAUAUAAACACAGCAGAAGUGAGGGGGACAAGCCGGGCACAACACAGAGGGAGAGAGAUAGGGAUAGGCAAGGACACAGAGACGAGGACAAGCAGAAAUACAGAGACAGAGAGGUGGAUAAAUCCAGGAGGAAGGGAAGGGAGGAAGAUAGGGAGAGGUACAGAGAGGCUGACAAGAUAAGGGAGGAGGACAGAUGGAAGGAAGGUGGGAGAGACAUGAAGGAUGACAGGAGAGAGGAAGACAGAUACAGAGAGCACAAGCAGAGGAGAGGCAGGGAAACAAAGGAAAGAGAGGCCGAUCCGAGUCGGGACGAUCAGACAGGCAGAAGCAGCCGACCCCAGAAUGAGACGACCCUUCGGCCGCCGCGAGCCCAGAGCAGCGGAGACUGGAGCAGCGACAUGGACAGUGAUAUGAGGCAUAGGAGAGGUAGAGACAGUUAUGAAGAGAGGGAAUCAGGGAGAGAGAGCACCGCUGACAGUGACAGAGACUUAGACGAGCAGAGGAAUCCAGCUGCGGAAAGAAGUCAAAGGGAGGAAAAAAGAAGCGAGAGAGAGCAGAGAAGGAUGUGGUUAGAGCCACAGAGGGGCAAGAAUAGCAAAGACGAGUCUGUAGAAAGAGAGAGACACAUGGGGGGGAAAGAGAGGACGAGAGAGGACGAGAGGAGCGUAGAGUGGGAAAGAGAGGGGCGGCGAGUAAAAGAGGAACCAGAUGAGAAGUACUUGGACCACAGAGGAAGACAUGAGCACAGGGGACACACAGAGAAGGAGACAGAGGGUGUAAGCGUAGAUGAGGAGGAGGUGGGUGAAGUCUGGAGAGAAGAAGAUAAGGGUGGAAGGGAAUUGUCUGACAGCGCUGAAGGGGUAGAGGGAAGCCGGCAGAGGGAUGCAGAGGGAGAGAACGUGACAGAUGACACGGAGGAGAGUGACAGAGAGGAAGAGGGUGGCAGCGAAGGAGGAAGUGACACAGGGUGGAGGCAGGACAGAGACAGAAUGCCGUCAGGAGAGGACGGCUCUGUGUCCAGCGGCGGAGACGGGGAGGACGAAAGAGAGGAAGACGAAGAAGAGAAGUUUGAGGACUGUCCGGAAUUCCCGGAAGCUGCAUAUGAUGGCAACUCACCUGUUGACAUCGAGGGAGACAAGGAGAGUGCAAUAGGAAAAGAGGAUGAGGAGGAAGAGGGGAGGGAGAAGUAUGUCUUCUGUGUGAUUGGGCAAACUUUGCUCCGACCCAAAGAGGUGUCACCGUCACAAGUUGAUCACACGGGAGGAAACAGUGAUGCACAGCAACCUCAUGAUGACCUGACUAGAUAUGAUGAACAUCCGAUCAUCAACAACACAGAAAGCAGGAGUGACGCCACGGGAGAAACGACUGAAGAGGACAUCAGAUACAGAAAGGGAAUGAGGAGCAAAGUGGAGAACCCGUACGCCGAAAUAGGGACGAUUAAAAGAGACUCACGGACUGAAAAACUCCUCGUAGAGUGGCGAGAGAAAAAUCAACACGGGGUGGAAGGAGAGAAGGAGCAAGUGAAUUUUGAACAAAUUCAACCCUUCUUGGAGGAAGGAAUUAACAGCGGAGUGAUGAGUCCAGAGGAGGUGGAGGCCAUUCGGAUCCGAAUGAGUGGGGCGUGGAUCAUGUACGAUGAGCCCAAGCGGCAUUCCCAAGCCCCCCACCUUAAAUGGGCCAAAGAUGUGGUGCGGGAGAUUCUGGGACGCUCGGAGGAAAAGGAUGUUGAUGAAGACCAAGGGGUCGACCAGUGUGGGACAGCGAUGGAGAACGACAAACAACAGGAGGACGCUGAAGAGGUGCCUGUUGUUAGGUUGAGAAAGCCCAAACAGCGCUCAGAGCCAGAGCCCGAGCUGGAGGAGGAAGAUCUGCUGGAGGUGGAUGGAUUGAGAGGUAUGGGUCAGAGCCAAGCUGACAUGCAUGCUGACCAGUUCACAGUUAUGCAUGGUGGUGACACACCUACACACACUCAUGCUGACACACUGUUAGACACAGAAGGGAAGGAGGAUCACAGGAUGGACAAAGACACUGGUCAGCUUCAGUUAGAAAAAGCAACUAUAGAGGUGAAGAUUAGUGAAGAAGAGGCAGGUGAUGAGGUUAAAUUAGCAGAGAUGGAAAAAGAGACAAGAGAGAAGGAGGUGGAGAUGUAUUUAUCUGUGAGCAACACGCUGUACAAGCCUAACAGCUGCCCCAUUCUUAACUAUGAGACAGAGUCUGAGCUCCUGGUUCCCUUCAGAGAGGAUGGAGGCCAGGCGGAGGAAGACACAACGAGUGGAAGUGAGGAAGAGAAGCAGGGAGAGGAGGAAGGGGGUACUGCGGAGGAGGUGGGAGAGGAUACAGAGGUGGAUGGCAGAGGGGUGGAGGCGGUGGCAGAGAGGAAAACAGCAGGGGUGACUGUGACGAGCAGCGUCAGCUUCAGAGAUUUGGGUCCAGGGGCUCGAUUUCGAAGAAGGGGGAUCCGUAAAACCACUGAAAGAAAGAAGAACGGAGAGCUUGUAGAAGUGGAAGAAGAGGAAGAAGGUGGUGUUGGAAGGGACCGCAGAACCAGAAUAUUCUCUAUAACAGAUGAUGAGGAUGAUAAAAGCAAAAGCUGGGGAGAAGUGGAGCUGAGGAACGUUUUGGACACAAUCGACAGACGGAAAAGGAAUUCAAAGUUCUUCAAUGCUGCCCAGCUCUACCAGCAGUACAGCGAGGCUGCCCAGAACUUUGAGAUCCUGCGUCAGGCUCGCUCCGAUGUCCUCUCAGUGUGCGAGGACCCUACCGCGUCUCCUGCUCCCUCGCCUCCUCCGGCCCGCAGACCCCUUCCUCCCCUACCUCCUGUCCCGCACCCUCACUCCCUGUCCCACACAGGCUCCAUCACCAGCAUCAAAAGCUUGCCUGUCCCUGAGCCCCCCAGGAGCGGAUGCAGGUCUUCCUCCCCACGUCUAUCUAUCGCUCUCUCGCAGUCGGCCACGUUGUGGCGGGAGCUGCCGGGGGUCAGGAACAGCGCUGAGCUUGAGGAGCUCACAGAGGACGAGAGGCGACUACAGGAGGUGAGAUUUGAGGUGGUGACCUCAGAGGCGUCAUACUGCCGGAGUUUGGACAUUGUCGUUGAACACUUUGUCAAGUGCAAACAGCUGGGGUCGCUGUUGGCUACUCAGGAUAGGAACUGGCUGUUUUCCCGGCUUGCUGAUGUUCGUGCCAUCAGCCACAGCUUUUUAUCGAAGCUGGAGGAACGGGUGGAAGAUGACAUCAUUCACUUCCCCGUGUGUGACAUCAUCGCUCGGCACUGUCAGCGCUUCAAAAUGGUUUAUGUGCCCUACCUCACCAACCAGUCCUAUCAGGACGCCACCUACCAGAGACUCAUGAAUGAAAAUCCAGGGUUCAAACGGAUUGUGGAGAAAUUAGAGAGGAGUCCUGUUUGUCAGAGGCUUCCUCUUCGUUCCUUCCUCGUCCUUCCCUUCCAGAGGAUCACAAGAAUUAAGCUGCUGGUCCAGAACAUUGUGAAGAGAACAACUCCUGGUACUACGGAGGCGACUCAGGCCAUCAAGUCUCUGAAACUUCUGGAGAAGCUGAUUCAAGAGAGCAACGACAGCAUCACUCAGAUGAGAAGCAUUGAGUCGCUGGUCUGUCUCAGUGCGAAGGUGGACUUUGAGUGCAGGACUCUUCCUCUGAUCAGUCAGUCUCGGAGGCUGGUGCGGGAAGGGCCGGUCACCGAACUGAUGGAUUUCUCUCUAAAGGAGACAGAGAGGAAUAUUUAUUUGCACCUAUUCAACGACUACUUGCUACUUUCACUACAAAAAGAAGGGGGAAAGUUCACAGUAAUAGACCACGCUCCUGUAUCAGACCUGCGUGCUGAGAACUGUCGUGUCAAACUGCAUUCCCUCCAGAAGAACCUGUUCCGGCUGCACCUGACGAGCAGAGCCCUGCUGCUACGGACUGACACACAGAGUGAUAAGCUACGUUGGAUAUCUGCUCUUUCUCGGCCGCAUCCUGAUAUCGAUUUCUCUGCUGCACAAGAUUUUAAACAGAUGCAGUGUAUCCGAGCUAUUGUUUCCCAUCAGCCUGAUGAGGUGUCGUUGGAAAAAGCUGAUAUCAUUCUAGUGCACCAACAAAGCAGUGACCAUUGGGUAGAGGGAACCAGACUGUCCGAUCGGCAUCGUGGAUGGGUGCCCGAGUCACAUUUGGAAACCAUAACCAACUCUAGAGUCCGGCAACGCAAUCUGUCAGAUGCCCUCAAACUGACGACGGCCACAGCUGCCAUUUGACCAGGACACUCAGACGAAACAACGGGACGUCCUGGAGGCACCGUAAAGGAUGGGACUCUGUUGUCUGCUUCAAACUGCUGAAAACUGGACUAUAUGGACAGUCUGUGCUCCAAAUGUGGAUUUCUGUCAUUGAAUUGUUCACAACAAUGCAGCAACUGAAAUGCUGUAAGAAUGCAUCUCAAUGUAGCAUUGGGUCUCACUUGUUUCACUUGGUGGAACAAUAUAUUGCCUUUAGAGCAAUGCGUGAACUGCCUGAAAGACAUUAAGGACAUUAUGACUCUAUUAACUGCUACAGUACAUUACUGACACUGUGUGUGCUGUAAUACAUCAAUAGACUGGUGUUUUAAGAGAUUUUUUUUUAAAAGAGAAAUCACCCUUUUCCAAGAAAUGCUGUGUUUGGAAAAUGUAUUAUUUUUUUGUGUAUAUUGAAGAGAAUCUAAGAGUUGAGUGAAUGGUGCAUUUCUGUUGCAAAGUUAGCCCCUGCGUGCAGGAGAGCUGACCGAAAUCAUGCAAAAUGUUCAAGAUGAUGAUUCAAAGAUGUACAGAGCUUACACAGUGAGGACAUUUCAAUAAAUUUAGAUUGGUGGAAUAAAAUCACUUUUGUGCAAUUACA